AUGAGGGACUCGAAGUUUCAGAUUGCACUUAGAAGAUGGCUAGAUGUUCUUUUGCAGCUUCCUCCAGAGUGCGGCAUUGUCAUUCAGUUGAAACAGGUUGGUGACAUUUCACAUCAAUUGAGGAUGUUGCGUGAUAUUUUUGCAAAGAAGGCACCACAGACCUUGCUCAAACGUUGCCAUUCCUUUUUGCGAUUCAUUCACCACUUGAAGGACGUUGGAGAAACCUUCCCAGGAACUGAGCAUGGGCUCUACGGUUUUCUCUGUGGCCUUCGUGAUGCAGGUGCGACCACGUCCAAUUUGCAGAGUGUUGUGCAGGCUUUGAAUUUUGCUCAACAUGUAGUGGGGCUGCCUGAACUUGCAGUUGUCACGACGUCCAGACGGUGCAUAGGAGCCGUAGGCAUGAGGAAUGUUGGACCAAAGAGGCAAGCACAUCCUUUUACUGUCAGUGAGCUGCUCGUGCUCCACUCAGUUUUGCUGGACCAGUGUGAAGAUUCAUGGAACCGGGUUUUCGCUGGUACAGUGCUUUUUGCAGUUUACAGCAGAAGCCGAUGGAUGGAUAUGCAACAUGCAGAAUCCAUGGAAGUGGACACAGAUUUCACUGGAUUUGCAGUCUAUGUGGAGUUGCACAUUUCAGUUCACAAAUGUCAGGAGUCCACAGCGUUUCGCAAUACUUUUUUGACAGCUGUUGCACCGAACUUGGGAAUCACUGCAGAGCCUUGGGUUCAGGCAUGGCUGGACGUCAGGCUCGAGCUUGGGAUCGACUUCAAGUUGGGCCUGCCGACCUUGCCAGCUCCCAACUCAGAUGGGCUACCGACAAAAAGGCCCUUGAGCACAGAUGAGAUGAAACAGUGGUUGCGACUGGUUCUCACGUCCAAAGGGAUGAAUCUUGAUGGAAGACGGUUGACAUCACACAGCUGCAAGUGCACGUUGUUGAGCUGGUUGGCAAAGCAUGGUGAUGACUGGGCAGACCGUAUGGCCUUAGGUGGGCAUGUCUCCUUCAUGAAGUCAGCGAUUGUUUACAGUCGAGAUGCAAUGGCAAGACCCAUCAGGGUGCUAGAAAAGCUGCUUCUAGAUGUCAGGUUGGGCAGGUUUUGUCCUGACGAAUCCAGGAGUGGCCGCUUCAAGGACGUGUCAACUGGAGACGCUGCUACUGGCAGUGACUUUGCAGAUUUGGGUUUUGGUGACAACAGUUUGGAUUUGUUUGGCUUGCCACAGCCGACAAAGUUUGACGAUGACGUCAUAGUCAUUGACAAUGAGGAAAUCGAGACAAACGAUGUCAAACAUGAGACCCCUGGUGACAGCAGUUCAGAUUCAGAUGUUCUCACAACAUCGUCCAGUGAAGACGAAGCAGGGGCCCGUUGCUCUGGUGCCUCACGGGUGAUGCGUCCGCCCACUGUACCAGACUCCUUGAAACUCACUCAGCACACCAAGUACAAAACAUUGCAUUUGAUGGAGAAACAAGAUCAAAAGAUCAUGCUUUGUGGUCGUGCAAUUGUGCAGGGACGAUAUGAUGCUGCAAGUGAGGCUAUUCAGCCUCGGGCUUCAGUGUCCCGACACCUCCUUUACAGCCUUUUUUACCUGUGCCAGUUUUGCCAGUGGCGCUCGGACAAGGACGAUGACAAUUUUGAUUCGUUUGGUGCUUUACCUGAAUCAGAUGAUGUUGUUGCAACUGGCAUUUCAUCUUCAUCUGAAAUUUUGCAGGGUGCAGUCAUUGCCAUGGCCGAUUCAGCUAGGGUCAGAUCGAAGAGACGGAUGGAUGCCCACAGCUUGGGGGCUGCCCAAAUCCCCAGAGGUCCGGUUUUGGACAAUGAAAAUUUUUCUCAAAUGUUGCAAGAUGCUUUCAUUAGAAAUGCAGAACCUAUGUCAGUGGUCAUGCCUUGGGAGAAAGGAGUUGCAAAGACAAUCUUUUCAAAGGGGCCCAACGUCCUGAAGGUUCAGAAGCAGCAGUUGAGAAGUUGGGUUCAAGCCACUGACAACCUGUCGGAGGACGCAAUUGCAGCAGGACCGACAAUGGUUGGAGCCCCAAGUGCGACUUUGUCUGGAGCUCUGUUUGAGAAAGCCUUAUCGGUUGUAACUGACCAGAAUUUCUUGGAGAAACGACAGGAAGAUCUGGAUUUGGCAGUGGACAAAUGGUUCAGCAUCAUCAGGAUCAACCUUUUGGGGUCGGAGGUAGGCCAAACCAUCAUUGGACAUGGAGGCAACAUUCAAGAGCAAAAAUUGGGUGCCUAUGAAACGAUCGAAGCAAUCAUCGGUGUCAGAUCCAGGACAACAGCCAUAUCAAGGGCAAAUGCAUUGCUGAAAUUUUUCAGGUGGAGAGCAGACUUCACUGAGGAUGACGGCAAGCCGGUGACCGAGCAAGCCGCAUGGAGCUAUGUGGCAAAGCUCAGAGCAGAUGGGGCUGCACCCACAAGGGCUUCAAGUUUUUUGGCUGCUUGCGGAUAUGCGUUGCAUGUUUUUGGAUUCAAAGAUUUUGACUGCGUGUACAACAGCAGGAGAGUGAGAGGGAUUGCAGAGAUCAUGCACUCUGGAAAAAACCCACUCAAACAGGCCAAGGUUCUUUCAGUUGCACAGGUUGUUGCAUUGCACAGUUUAAUGGAGGACAAGGCGGCAAAUUUCAUUGACAGGGCGCUUGCAGCCUAUGCUCUCUUGGCCCUAUACGGCAGAUGUCGACACAGUGACCUGGCGUUUGUAGAUUGUGUGAUGCACGAUUUUGACUGGAAAGGUGGCUUCGUGGAAGUGUCGACAAGGUUGCACAAAACAGCCAAGAGCGCAACCCAGAAAUCCCAAUUACUUCCAAUAGUCAUCCCGGCAAUUGGAGUGACCGGUCAGGUUUGGGUGCAGGAGGCCAGUGAAGCUUUUUCAGCUUGUGGUUUGAACCUGGACGGCUCUAUCCAGGGACCGCUCUUUAGGCCCCCCAUGGCGGCCGGUGGAGGGCUGUGCAAACGGGGCUUGACUUCGUCAGAGGUUACCAAGUUUUUGAGACUCCUUUUUGAGUGCAAUGACAACAAUGUUGAUGGGCCCCGGGUGUCGUCGCAUAGCCUCAAAGCUACUGCACUGUCAUGGGCCUCAAAAUUUGGAUUGCCCAUUCCCGACAAAGCAAUCUUGGGAAGACAUGCCAGCGCGACCACAGAAGCCCAUGCGAUCUAUUCGCGAGACCUCUCGGUAGCAUCUGUGAUGAAACUGCAAGACAUCAUUUUGCGGAUUUCGCGCUUGGAGUUUCAACCGGACAACCCCCGCAGGGGGUACUUUGCUGAGGAAAACGCACCUUGCGCAGAGCCAGAUGCCAUUGAGUUGGUGAAGGUCGAAGAGGAUUCACCUGCCCAGGAGGGCGUUGAGAAUGAGAAAGAAAUGGACAAAGAGACCAUCUCUGACCACCAGAGUUCAAGUGGCUCUUCAUCUGAGGAGUCAUCAAGCUCAGAUGAGGAGGUAAGACCGCCUCCACCUAAGUGUUAUAGGCACACGGCCAAGGACCAUUUGGCGGGCCGCUUUGUGAGCCACAAAACAUCGAAGUUGGUCCACUAUAAGGACUCUGUGGUGGGUGAAUCGAAAGCUGUUGGCAAAGCCGUCUUGUCAUGCGGCCGGGUGCUGAACUCAAACUAUGACAUUGUCGUACAUUUCGACACAGAUUCUGUGAAUGCCCCUGACAGUUCAUCCAUCAAGAAGGUGCCCAAUGCUGAGCGUGAGACCAAAAUGAGGACACAUGAAGUGUUGACGCAGAAGAGCCCGUCAAAAAUGCUGGAUAUCUCAUCGGAGAGUUUGAUCAUUAAGGAAAAGACCGAAGUCCAGGACAUGGUUGUAUCUUCGGCGUUGCAAGUCCAAGAGUCUCUGCAGCGCAGAGGCUUGGCCCUGGUCUUCGCGGACCUGGUUCAACAUGCAAAUUAUACCAGGUACCUCACUACGUUGUUCUCGCAUUUGCACAGGGAGCCCCCUGCAGGGUAUAGCCGAUGCUCAGUGAGUCAGAUCGUGGCCGCCGACAAACUGGUGUGGCAGGCUUUGUUGGAGGAAGGGGUGCAACCAAAGAGAGAUGAUGCAGGUGUGUUGGCAUUGGACACCAAGUUGCUCAGCACUUUGGAGAGCUAUCGAGUUUCAUUCAGUCUGCUUCCUUUGAUUGCCAAAAAGGAAGGUCCAGGGAACAUCCAGAAGAAGAACAAACCGCAGCAGCCUUGGUCGAGCGGAAAGGGUGCAGUGGCCACCACACAGAAACCUUGGUUGAAACAGAAAGGAGGCAAGAAAGGUGGCAAAUCCAAACAGCGUGUGCCAUCUCACAUAUUCAAGCUGGGAGGAACUGCCUCCAACCCAGAGGGGGAGCCCAUUUGUUUUGGAUUCAAUUCGGAGGGUGGUUGCUCCGAAGCUGCUGACGGAGCCAAGGUGUCUCCUCGUCAGCCCAUAAUCCAUGCAGUGAGCGUGUUGGCAGAGAUGAACAAUUUUCCGCAGUUCUCCGAGACCCAGAGAAUUCUUGUGAGUCUGAAGGAGCUUGGUUUGGUUGAAUCCUUCGGCGUUGAUCACGAUGUUGACAAGGCGAUUGCAACUGUGAAGAGAUUGGAUUUGAAAAUCCCAGGACCAGUGCCGUUGAGAUCGCAUGAACUUCCAGAGGGUUUGACUGGUUUGAGAGGUAAGGAUCGUCGCAGAGAUCUGGGUCACUUGCCGAAGCUGAGGGCCGACUGGUUUAGCAAAUGGACAGCCAGGGCAAAGGAGCUUCAACCAGCAGAGAUGGAGAUGAAAGCGGGCAUGCCUGCACACAUAGCAACUAUUUUGAAGCCAAAGCGGCUGCUUCUCUGGAAAGAAAUUUUGCUGGAUUUGGGAUAUCCAGAUGCAGAUGUGGUGUCAGAAUUGGCAAACGGUACUGAGCUUGUAGGGGAAGUUCCCACCUAUGGCAUCUUUGAGAAAACUUUCAAGCCAGCAGAAACAACGGUGGACAGUUUGUGCAAGGAGGCGAAAUCGAUCAAGCAGAAGCACUAUCAUAGCUGCAGGUCGUCAGGGGACAAAGAGAUAGAUGAGCUUGUUUGGAAGAAGACCCAAGAGGAAGUCGAGCUUGGAUGGGCAUCCGGCCCCAUUGAUAUAGCAAACCUGCCAGCUGAUGCAAUUGUAAGCCGACGUUUUGGAUUCCGACAACCUGGGAAGAUACGCUUGAUAGAUGACUUGUCGGCUAGCAAUGUCAACCAGACGGUGCAAUGUGCAGAAUCACCCAAGCCGCAAUCAAUCGACUUCGUGGCUGCCCUGCUGUUGACGAUUCUGAAAAGUAGCGGAGCUCUGAAAAUCAUGUGGAGUGUGUUUUUCGACGACUAUGUGGUUUUCUCUCAGAAGCUCCAUGUCAAAAGUACGGAAGCCACUGUUGAACUCUUGUUCAGACUACUGGGGUGGAAAUUUGCAGAAGAGGGUGAGAAAGCGACAUGCUUUGGUGAUGAUUUUUCAGCGCUGGGUGUACGCCUCAACUUGGAGAAUGCGAACUUGGGAAAAGUCAGUUUCAUCAACACAGAGAAACGCAUUACAGAGCUGACCAGCGCCAUAGAGGAUAUCAUCAGGAAGGGUCGGAUGACUGUUUUGGAAUCGCAGAAGCUUAGAGGGAGAAUGCAGUUUGCAGAUGGACAAGUCUUUGGUCGUUUGGGAAAGUUGUGCAUGAAAGCCAUAACGCAACAUGCUUUUAAAGGUCGGGGUGAUAAACUUGAGAAACCGACGGUUGAUGCCUUGAGAAGAUUUGUGAUUUUUCUUAACCAUGCAGAGCCUCGAAGUUUGGAAUUGGCGUCCGACUCUGUUUGGACCAUUUACACCGAUGCAUGCUAUGAGCCUCAACGGACCGACUGGGUAUGUGGUCUGGGUGGGGUGCUUGUGAAUCCGCUUGGUGAAAAGGUGGCAUUCUUCUCAAUGGAGUUGUCAACAGAACAAAGGCGUGCGUUGGGUGCUGAGUUCAAAAAGACCAUCAUCUUUGAAGCGGAACUGCUGGCCAUGGUACUGGCUUUUUCUGUCUGGAGGAUGUGGCAGAAACUGCGUUGCAAGCAUUUUGGUAGAGUUCCUUCUGAAGCUCGAAAUGGCUACAAACGAACUCCUCAGAGUGCUCCAGCAGACGAUGACAUGCAGAGGUUCACAGACCGUUUGAUGGGCGGCCCAGCCACCUUGGCCGAUCUUGCUGUGGUCAAGCGCAUCCACUUUGAGGCAGUGACCUUGGUGAUGGUUGAUUUACAACAUCAUUCAUCAGCCCAGGAUCUCUCUGAACCUGGGCGCAGUUUGCCUUUUGUAGAGAAGCAAAGGCGCUUGGCAGUGCAACAGGCCAAGGUCACCGGGAUCAGCCAUCGCCAUGAACAACAGGCGUCGCAUGCGCUGAUCGAUGCAUGCUUCCAAAUGGUGGAAAGUGGCUCCCUGGUGUACCUUGCACCAUCGAAGUGUGGGACCAGAGAUCAAGAGAUACAACAAGAUACAAAAACAAAACAGAAGCAGUUGGUGACGAUCGAACAGGGGGCCUUGAAGGCCAUCGCCAAUCAGAGUUUGGCAACUAUAGACGUGGGCACCGAACUACGACUGUUAUACGCCCUGCAAAGGCGUGGGUUAGCAAUGGAUCUGGUGGGUCUCAUGUCUUGGGACACGCAUACCGAUUGGAGCAACAAACUCUUUCGGGCCCUCAUGGCAGACACAGUGCCAAGCUUCAAUCCCAUCACGAUUGACCAGUUGCUUCGAGCAGACCAAGAACUGUUCCUACUUCUUGCCGCAGAGCACACUGGAUCUUUGAAGGCGCCAUCAGUCGACCAAGAUCCUCCACUUGAUCAAGAAGUACGUCGCUUGAUGAAUGAUCCUAGGAUCAAUGUGCAUCUCACUCCAAUUCAGAGGAUUGAGAAAAGAGCUGCACCAGCUGGACCACCUGGACAAGGAUCUCCGAACAGGAACAACUUCAACAAGAAGCAAAAGACGGAUGCACCAAAAGCACCAAGCCAGGACACCAUGGUUCGAACACCAAUGCACGGUGAUGUGGACUCAAAGCCGAAACCUCACCUCGAAGAGUUUGCAGGGCACGUGAAAAAGCGCCUGGACCUCCACCCUUACGAUCAGACACGUUUCCAGACGGUCUGCCAGGACUGA
Messenger RNA from Cladocopium goreaui, 7068 nucleotides. NCBI's taxonomy places the organism in Eukaryota, Dinophyceae, Suessiales, Symbiodiniaceae. The record is from the annotation of a GenBank genome assembly.